AUGUUGGUAAAUGAGAAGAACGAAAACCCAUGUUGGAAAGCCAUAGACUAUUGCGGACCUGACCCUGAUUUCACUAAACAACUUCAACAUUCUAUAAACACAGAAACUUAUUUUGGGCCACUUUACAAAGGCAUUGUCCACCUCAACAAACCCCAUAACAUCAUAGCAGAAGCGCUGCAAAGAUCAAGAUUAUCCAUCUCUAUUCCACGUUAUCCAACCACACAUUUCAAGAACCCUAAAGCUCCAUCAAUGGUCAUAAAAUGUGAUGUAGUAGUAGUUGGCUCGGGCUCGGGUGGCGGUGUGGUUGCAGGGGUGCUAGCUAAAUCUGGCUAUCGGGUUCUAGUACUCGAAAAAGGAAACUAUCGUGCAAGAAGUAAUCUUUCUCUUCUUGAAGGUCCAUCCAUGGAUGAUAUGUACCUUGGAAAAGGGUUGUUAGCUACAAGUAACAUGGAGGCAAUGAUACUCGCUGGUUCGACUGUGGGUGGUGGGUCGGCUAUAAACUGGUCGGCUUCGAUCAAGACACCGGUUCAUGUGCGGAACGAAUGGUCUGAAUGUUAUGAUCUAGAGUUGUUUAAGAGUAAACUGUAUGAAGAAGCUUUGAAUGUUGUUUGUGAAAGAAUGGGUGUGCAAUCUGAAGUGAAAGAUGAAGGGUUCAAUAACAUGGUUUUAAGAAAAGGGUGUGAGGAAUUAGGGUAUCCUGUUGAUAACAUUCCAAGAAACUCAUCUCCAGAUCACUAUUGUGGGUGGUGCUGCCUUGGUUGCAAAGAUGGAAGAAAGAAAGGUACAUCGGAGACAUGGCUAGUAGACCUAAUUGAAUCCGGAAACGGUACGAUCUUACCUGGGUGUGAGGCUGUCGAGGUUAUUCAUAAUUGGAAGAAAGGUAGAGAUCGGAGCACCGCGAAAGGGGUCCUCUUUGAGUUCAUACACCAAGACGGAACAAAACAAGUUUGUUUCGCUGAAUCAAAAGUGACCAUCGUAGCAUGUGGGGCAAUGUGUACCCCAUAUCUGCUUAAAAAGAGCGGCUUGAAGAACCCUAAUAUCGGUAAGAACUUGCAUAUACAUCCGGUGGUGAUGGCAUGGGGUCAUUUCCCGUCUGGAAGUUGGCCAGAAGCCGAAAAGAAGAGCUACAAGGGAGGCAUAAUGACUGCUAUGUCCACCGUGGUUGCAGACUUCAAAGGCUCCGGAUAUGGUUCCAUUAUACAAACACCGGCACUGCACCCAGGUAUGUUUUCAGCACUGAUGCCAUGGGUUUCUGGUUCCGAUUUCAAGGCACGAAUGUCGAAAUUUUCGAGGACAGCACACGUUUUCGCAUUGGCGAGAGAUAAUGGUUCCGGUGAAACAGACUUGAAAACGUCGAUUACUUACAAAAUGGACGUCGCCGAUGAAGAGAAUCUGAAGAGGGGGCUGGAGAAAUCACUGAGAAUACUUGCAGCAGCCGGAGCAGAAGAAAUUGGAACACAAAACAACAAAGGGAAGACACUGAAUGUAAAGAAUGUGAGUUAUCAUGAGUUUGAGUGUUUUGUAAAAGAGGAAAGCUCGAGAGCGUUGAGAGACUUAUCGACGCCAAUAUGUUCAGCUCAUCAAAUGGGGAGUUGUCGAAUGGGUGUCCAAGCAAAGGGGUCGGCUGUGAAUCCGACGGGGGAGACAUGGGAGGUGGAAGGAUUGUAUGUUGCGGACACGAGUGUUUUCCCGACGGCAUUGGGUGUGAAUCCAAUGAUCACAGUCCAAGCCAUUGCUUAUUGCACUGCUCAGUUUGUUCUUGAAUCUCUUAGAAGAAUGGACACCUUCUAUGAUAUAUAGUUGGCAAAAUACCACUUGACAUUGUUGGUCAAACAUUGUAAUAACAUCAUUUGAUAAUUUAAUUAGAUAUAUAGAAAAAACUUGGUUAUAUAUGACAAGUGUUCACUAUAUUGUUUC
This is a messenger RNA of Helianthus annuus (common sunflower), 1917 nucleotides long. RefSeq names its product long-chain-alcohol oxidase FAO4A. The record is from RefSeq and is a predicted model, not a curated record. NCBI's taxonomy places the organism in Eukaryota, Viridiplantae, Streptophyta, Magnoliopsida, Asterales, Asteraceae. The transcript has 3 exons. Bases 1 to 1800 code for a protein of 599 amino acids. Gene Ontology annotation, molecular function: long-chain-alcohol oxidase activity; flavin adenine dinucleotide binding.